Messenger RNA from Nerophis lumbriciformis (worm pipefish), 1504 nucleotides. RefSeq lists its product as uncharacterized. NCBI's taxonomy places the organism in Eukaryota, Metazoa, Chordata, Actinopteri, Syngnathiformes, Syngnathidae. The record is from RefSeq and is a predicted model, not a curated record.
UGAAAAUGAAGUGGACGUGGAUGAUGCUCCUCCUCGGCAGUUCUUUAGCGGGGACCUGCUCAGGGUGGACGUAUCACCACUCCAGCACCACCAUGAACUGGAGCCAGGCCCGGCAGUGGUGCAGGAACACCUACACGGACAUGGUGGUCAUCCAGAACCAGGACGAGAACGACAAGCUGGUCUCCGUCUUGCCAAACAAGACCUCCAGCCCGUAUUACUGGCUGGGACUCACCGGGACGCGGAAGGACUGGACCUGGGUGGGGAACAACAGCACGUGGAUAGGCGAGGAGUCCUGGGCGGAGAAAGAGCCCAACAACAAGCACAACGUGACGGUCUGCGUGGAGAUCUACGUCAACAACGGAGAGAACCGAGGGAAGUGGAACGACGAGAAGUGCCGGCAGAAGAAAUACGCCGUGUGCUACCAAGCUCAGUGCAAUGACACAAUAUGUGGACCAGGGCGAUGUCGGGAAGUCGCCAACAACUUCACCUGCUUGUGUGACGCUGGCCUGCAGGGAAACACAAGUCACACAGCUGAACAGACUCCUAAUGAUAUCGUGUUGGCUGGGACUUCUUUUCCUUCAACCUCUCACUCUGAACAGACUCCUAAUGAUAUCGUGUUGGCUGGGACUUUUCCUUCAACCUCUCACUCUGAACAGACUCCUAAUGAUACCGUGUUGGCUGGGACUUCUUUUCCUUCAACCUCUCACUCUGAACAGACUCCUAAUGAUACCGUGUUGGCUGGGACUUUUCCUUCAACCUCUCACUCUGAACAGACUCCUAAUGAUACCGUGUUGGCUGGGACUUCUUUUCCUUCAACCUCUCACUCUGAACAGACUCCUAAUGAUACCGUGUUGGCUGGGACUUUUCCUUCAACCUCUCACUCUGAACAGACUCCUAAUGAUACCGUGUUGGCUGGGACUUCUUUUCCUUCAACCUCUCACUCUGUGCACUGCACCCACCUGGCACACCCGGACGGAUACCUCAGCUGCGCAGAAGGGAAUCACACCGUCAACUCCACCUGUCGGUUCAAAUGUCACCGAGGCUUCCUGAUGAUCGGCUCGCCCGAAGUCACCUGUGGGGCGACGGGGGUUUGGAGCAGCCCCGGGCCAGCUUGUGCACUGAUCCGCAACUCACCUAGUGUCUGCAACACUCAUGCAGCCCCAGGCCAUGACACUGCCAACACUAAAGCUCGCCCAGUGCCGACAGCACUCGAGCACUCCCAGACCAUGACGGCACCACUACCAGACGAGCGGCUUUUUAGAACGACACGGGUACAAAACCAUCCUGAUGGCUCUCGCAGGUUUCUGCGCUUUCACCGUUUGCUGCUGCUUCUGCAUUUGUGGCCUCAUGAACAGAAGGAGGAAACCUAGCAAAGUGAGGUUGACGGAGGAAGCGACAAGACCGCCAAGUGAGCUGAAGACAUGACAAGCCAUUUUUUUAAUACAAAACCCAAAACCAGUGAAGUUGGCACGUUGUGUAAUUCGUAAAUAAAAACAGAAUACAA